AACAUUUACAUUUUCACAUUUGGGCGCAGUUGCGAAAGUUACGUGAAAAGGCAAGGACAACGGUGGCAGUUACACUUCCGUACGGUCUGAUUCGCGUUUCUCCCACAUAUAUGUAUCACAGUGCUUCUUUUUCAAAAAGAAAAUAAUAUUCUUACAAAAUAUACAUAGAUAUUUAAGAGCCAAAGAGUUUCGAAAAGUGCAAAUAUGACUGAGACUGGAGAAAGCCUACAAAUAAGCUUGGCCAUCGGUAGGAGAAAAGUCUAAAAGGGCAGCAGUACAAAAAACACAUCAAACCAAACAACAACAACAACAAAAGCAGAGGCUCCAUUGUCAAAAUGACAAACGUCAGCUGAAGUUGGUAGACGAACGUAGUGGUUCAUUGGCCCCCACCCGAAAAAUAACCAAGCCCGUAGUCCAGAGCCCCUCGAGGAUUGGGAGUGGUCAUCAUCAUGCGACGUCCGAAAAUAUCCCUCAAGAAGUACUUCUAUUUCACACUGAUCUGCGCCCUCCUCCUCAUAUUCGGUUUCAAUCUAAAAGAGCACGAAAUAUGGAAGACGCGGAGUCCCCGAUCGGCGCUGAUGUCUCAGCAGCAGCAGCAGCAACACCAACAACUGCAUCAACUGCAGGCGGUGGAUGAGGAGCACCCGACGGCCACAAGUUCCACACCGACACCGGCGUCGGCCACCCUUCUCCCAGAAUCGGCUGCCAAUCUUGUCGAGAUACCGGAGCAGGCGGAACUGGAGGAGGAGGACAACGAGGUGGAACGACAGCAGGAUGCAGUGCAGGCCAAGCCAUGGUUCUUCAAGAACGGAGAAUACUAUCCGAAGCCAGCCAAGACCUACAGCAAUCGUAAGGCCCGGAAGCGGCAUGCCCCGCGGUUGCUGCCCCACCAGGACCCGCACUCCGACCGGAUACUCAACCAACUGAUGUACGUGCCGCACAACUAUGAGCAAAUCAAAUCCAGCGGCAAGCUGAAGACCAUUCUCCUGUACAACGGUCUCGGUCCGUGGAACGUCAAGAAGGGACGCGAAGUCUUCCUGAAAGCCAAGUGCCCUGUGGACACCUGCGAACUGACUGCCAACCGCGAUCUGGCCAGCUCGGCCGACAUGAUCCUCUACAAGGAUCACUACAUACCCACGGGCAUCCGGCGGCCCAGCAAUUCCAAGCAGGUCAGCAUGCUGUACUACCUGGAGUGUCCAUAUCAUACCCAGAAUGUAAAAGUUCCGGAUGCCAUCAACUGGACGGCCACCUACAGGCGGGACAGCACCAUUGUGGCACCUUACGAGAAGUGGCAGUACUAUGAUCCAAAGGUCCAACAGCUGGACCAGGAUCAAAACUAUGCGGUCAACAAGACCAAGAAGGUGGCCUGGUUUGUGUCCAACUGUGGGGCCAGAAACGGUCGCCUCCAGUACGCCCAUCAGCUUCAAAAGCAUAUUGACGUUGAUAUCUAUGGAGCGUGUGGCAACUACAAGUGCUCUCGGAGUACGGCGGACAAGUGCUUCGAGAUCCUCGACAACGACUACAAGUUCUACCUGGCGUUCGAGAACUCCAACUGCAAGGACUACAUCACCGAGAAGUUCUUCGUCAACGCUCUGAACCGAAAGGUCCUGCCGAUUGUGAUGGGAGCCCGUCCGGAAGACUACGAGGUGAGUGCCCCGCGUCGUUCCUACAUCCACGUGGAUGAGUUCGCCUCGCCAAAGGAGCUGGCAGAGUACCUGCACAUCCUGGAUCGGGACGAGGAGCUCUACAACUCGUACUUCAAGUGGAAGGGCACCGGGGAGUUCAUCAACACGUACUACUGGUGCCGGGUGUGCUCCACCCUGCACAACGAGGAGCAGCUCCGGAAGCCCAGAUGGUACAGUGACCUCAACGACUGGUGGCGGGGUGUCGGGGUGUGUACGACAGGAUCCUGGCGGAACUUCAAGGCGCGCAAGGAUGUCAUCAGCGACGACUGAGUGCUCGAGGCUAUCCAGAUCGUGGGCCUGGACAUGGCCUAGGUCAGAGUCCAGUGAGUCUGUCGCUUCUGAAUUGUUACUGUUUUCGUAGGCAUCCAAAGAUUUCAUACUGUCCCUAUCUACUUUCUACAGGAUGGAUCGAUUUUUAUGAUUUUUAUAAAGAACUUUUUAAAAUAUUUAUUUAAUUAAGUUUAAAGUUUCAGUAGAAGCUAUUUCUGAAAGUUUUAGCAUUUAAAUCGAAUCCAACCUGGGCUAUCUAUGUGUAAAGAAUUGCUUCGUUUUUGCCGGAGUUUUACGUAAAGUGUUUUGUAGUUAGUUAGUAA
Molecule: messenger RNA, 2278 nt
Organism: Drosophila bipectinata
Lineage: Eukaryota; Metazoa; Arthropoda; Insecta; Diptera; Drosophilidae
Source: RefSeq, a predicted model, not a curated record